Messenger RNA from Spinacia oleracea (spinach), 1546 nucleotides. Its product is annotated as chitinase-like protein 1. Gene Ontology annotation, molecular function: chitinase activity. Lineage: Eukaryota; Viridiplantae; Streptophyta; Magnoliopsida; Caryophyllales; Amaranthaceae. The record is from RefSeq and is a predicted model, not a curated record. The transcript has 4 exons. Gene Ontology annotation, biological process: cell wall macromolecule catabolic process; carbohydrate metabolic process; chitin catabolic process. The coding region runs from base 283 to 1239 and encodes 318 amino acids.
AAUAAACAAAAUUUCACAUAAACACAGGCAAAGGGGGGCUGUCGGUGCAAAGGAGUUGGGUCGUCGCCUUCAUAUUACAUGCAAUUCAUCCAGCCUGUUCUUAAAGCUUAACCCACCAACUCAAUCUCCACCGUUGAUCUCACCAGAAUCUUAAAUCACAUCAAUACUGAUUACUGACCCCACACCCUUUCCUCUUCGACAACCACAGCCCACCUUCAUCUCCUCUCAUAUUCAUUCCUUUCCUUCAACUCUAACCCAAGAUCUAAGUUGUUGUUGAACAAAAUGGCGGCAAUGAAACUGUCGGCAAUGGCGGUGGUUGCGCUAACGAUAAUGACAUUGGCUGGAUUGGCGAUUGCGGAUUUGUCCGAGGAGACAAAGGUGAAGAUUGUCAAAGGGAAGAAGGUGUGUACUAGAGGAUGGGAGUGUGGUACUUGGUCUAAAUACUGUUGUAAUCAGACCAUUUCGGAUUUCUUUCAAGUUUAUCAGUUUGAGAAUUUGUUCGCCAAGAGGAAUCUUCCUGAAGCUCAUGCUGUUGGUUUCUGGGAUUAUCAAUCCUUUAUCAUUGCUGCUUCCCAGUUUCAGCAUCUAGGGUUUUGUACUACUGGUGGUAAGCUUAUGGGUAUGAGGGAACUCGCCGCCUUUCUUGGACAUGUCGGCAGCAAAACUUCUUGUGGUUAUGGAGUUGCCACAGGUGGACCAUUUGCCUGGGGACUUUGCUAUAACAGGGAAUUGAGCCCAAGCCAAAAGUACUGUGAUGAAAGUUACAAGUACACUUACCCCUGUUCACCUGGAGCUGACUACUAUGGCCGAGGAGCUAUUCCUAUUUACUGGAACUACAACUAUGGAGCUGCAGGCGUAGCACUUAAAGAGGAUUUGCUGAAUCAUCCGGAGUACAUAGAGCAGAAUGCUACGCUUGCCUUCCAAGCUGCAAUAUGGAGGUGGAUGACACCAUUGAAGAAAGGACAACCAUCAGCACACCAAGCUUUUGUUGGGGAUUGGAAGCCUACAAAGAAUGAUACUUUGUCAAACCGUUUCCCUGGCUUUGGAAUCACCAUGAAUAUCUUGUAUGGAGAUGGUGUUUGUGGGAAGGGUGAGGUCGAUGAUAUGAACAACAUCAUGUCUCACUACCAACACUACCUUGACUUGAUGGGUGUUGGUGCAGAACAAGCGGGAACCAAUCUCACCUGUGGUGAACAAAAGGCUUUCAACCCAUCAAAUUCGGGGAGCUCCUCAUCUUGAGUGUCAGCAAUAAUAUGCUUGCUAUUGUAUUCUUUUUUGGGAUUGAUCCUCUGCACAAAUUCAUUGAUAUCAAUAAGCUGAGGGUCAUUCUUGAUGUCAUUUGUUACUUGUGAGGUGGUGCGUUUUUUUCUUUACUCGUUGAAUAUGAAGUAGCCUCUUGUUUAAGUUUGAAGUGAAUGUCUGGUUCUGGUCUUGCACUUAUUAGUACUGUAGUUUUUAAAAUGUGUUUAUGAUGUAAUUAUGUUGUAAUAUCAAACGAUUUUUGAACCAUAAAUGUUGAUAAUUAUAUAGUAUUUUUUCUGAUUCA